GGGGGCAGAUCCCAGGAAAUCGGUUCAUGCCAGGCCGACGCCAGCGGCCCGUGGAUCCGUGAGRCCAUUCCCGGCGGGAUGAGGCUCCCGGUGUCCCUGUGGCUGCCGCUGGCCCUGGGGGUGGCCGCGGUGGCUGCGGGCCAGUCCCCGCUCCAGCGGCGCGUGGUCCGGGAUGUGCUGGAGUAUUUCCACGGGCGCAGCAACGUGCAUUUCCUCUUCAAGGAGCGGGAAGUGGACGGGGUCAUCGAGCGGGAGGACUCCUCGGGGACGUUUGUGCAGCUCCGGUUGGGCCUGGCACAGACGGCAUGUCGGAAGCGAGCGCCGCAGCGGCACUGCCGAGUGCUGGAGAGCCGGCGGAAGCCGACCUGCCUGGCCUGCUACAAGUUCGACAACAGUGACGUCCCCAAGGUGCUGGACAAGUACCACAACUGCGGCCCCAGCCAUUACCUGGCCGCCAAGGAGAUCCGGCAGCGGGAUGAGGCAGAGUGCCGGGCGGUGGAGGAGGCCGGGAAAGGGGGCGAUGCGCUGUACCUGCCUGGAAUGUUCGCCUUCUCCCGGGGACUGCCAGCCUAGGCACCACAGCACCGAUGGACACUGCCACGGCAGUCCCAGCCUCCUGCGCUUGUCACCCCCCAGCACCGCRUGACCAAGGAAGGUCCCGGACGUGUCCCCUGCUCCCACCUGUCCCCACUCCCCAGUAAACCCAGCACUGGCUCGGCUGUCAUGGCUCUUAUUCCCACCUGGCA
Malurus melanocephalus (red-backed fairy wren) is the source of this 746-nucleotide messenger RNA. RefSeq names its product retinoic acid receptor responder 2 (gene RARRES2). Bases 79 to 573 code for a protein of 164 amino acids. The record is from RefSeq and is a predicted model, not a curated record. Gene Ontology annotation, biological process: regulation of lipid catabolic process; inflammatory response. Gene Ontology annotation, molecular function: signaling receptor binding. NCBI's taxonomy places the organism in Eukaryota, Metazoa, Chordata, Aves, Passeriformes, Maluridae. The transcript is spliced from 5 exons.